AUGGCAUCACAUACUCAAGAACCUUCGAGCCCCUCCGCCUCCUCGAUAUUCCUCCCACUCGGCAGGCGGUCUCGGCGUGGCUCUCAUGCCUCCAUCACUAGUGAAGCCGAAAAGGAAAAUCUGACCGAGGCUCUAGAUCAGAUACACAGUGCUGCUUCACAGAUGGGAACCCUCACCGUAUUUAAUGAAUACACGAAUCCCCCGGUUCGGUCCGUGGCCGUUGAUAACAAGGGUCUGGUGGGUGACCUCCAAGGUGGACUAAGCGGUCUUUACAACAUUUUCAAAGCAUCUGUUGGGGGAGUUAGGGAAAUGGUUGGCGGCCCGAGUAAAGCUACAGACGCUGUAUCUCAGGAUGCUGGCAGUAACGAUCCUUCAAAAACUCCAGUUGCCGGAACCCGGCCUGUAGAUGCUUCAUGUACUCAUGUAGCUUCGGCCCAGGCUUCGGCUACAAGCUCUCCUGUCAUGGGGACGUUCCCACCGCUCUCAGAGGGCACUGGAAGUAGCCAGCCUAAAACCCCAAAGGUUUCCUCCAAAGCUGCGAGCAUAUCAUCCAAGGCGUCAAUACCCGCUGGAAACCCCUUAAAGUCCCCACUACUACCGCUAUCCAAAGUGCAUCUACCGGCCACAGCAGACCCCACUGUCACUGAGAUUAAUGUGAAUGCUGUUAAAGAUGGUCAUCAUCAUCAUAGAAGUAAUUCCGGGAGUCUAUCCUCUAGCCUGUUGAUGAACUCCGAUGCAAUGACGUCGGAGCGAAAGGAUCGACCAUCGCAUUUAUCUUCCAGUCAGAUAUCCCAAGAAUCCACUGCUGGUAUGAGAUCUCAAUCACCUGUACUAUUAGCCAAGGCAGGAAGUGGUACCUACAGAGAUUUCCCAGAAUCUGACUUCAGCCAAACAACUUUUCCUGAACCUACAUCUCAUGAGGGGUCGAUAUCUCCAAAGUUAUAUUCCAACAGCGCGUCGAGAAGUGGCUUAUCCGAAUUGGAUACUUCAAUGUAUACUACUCAACAGAAACUUAACCAGGCUGAAAACACGCACGACGACAAAUUUCGGCGCAAAGAUACCUAUGCAGAGGAUUCCAAUGUGUCACUGGCCAUGGAUUCAGGGCCAACCUCCAUUUCAAAUAGCAUGUCCAAAUUUGAUAGUUCAACGCAUGAUGGAAACACUAUCGCCACCCUAGACACAUCUGUUUCUAUGACUGAUCGUGGGAUUGCAUCAGCACACUCAUCAAAAGCUUCUAUAAGCGCCCCUAGAGAAAAAUUACCACCUCGCGUUAACCAACCGCAGCUGCCAAGGUUUGUGUUUCCUAGCAUUGCAUCCUCAGAAUCUUCCCAAACAGUCUCAACCACGGGCCACACUUCAAAAAAUAGCCACAAGGAGCCGGAGAAAGUAAGCCGAAAAAGCAAUUAUCCUUUCUAUCCGCGAUGGAGUCAAAGUGAGGCACAUACUGGGGUUAAGAAUAAACUGCUUAGCAAGGAGUUUUGGAUGAGAGAUGAGAACGCAAAAGAUUGUUUUUACUGUGGGGAACCGUUCUCAACAUUCCGAAGAAAGCACCACUGUAGGGUUUGUGGACAAAUUUUCGAUGCGAAAUGCACAGCUCUUAUCUCUGGGUCUUCUUUUGGAUAUUCUGGUUCUAUUCGAGUCUGCAAACCAUGUGACGCUGUUAUCAAUGCUCCAAGGGAUGAUUCUUCGGAUUUCUCUGGUGACGAAGUGCGCAAUCCGGUGGUCAUCAACACUAGAGGAUUGGAAUCUCCAGGGAAUAGCCUGGGUCUUAGCAACAUUGGUGAAGACGAUGCUGGCUCUACCAUAUCACAGUCUCUAGACCACGUAUUAAAAACCCCAACCAUGGCAAUACCUGCCACACGACGCACUGGGGAUGGAAAUCACAGGCGGUCGGCUAUCCUAGAAAUAGACUCGGAUCGUCAACUUGCGCGGCCAACCUCUUCAAGGUCUUUGAAGUCGGGACUAAGUAGGUCUCAUUCAGUACCACAUAAAAGACAUCAUUCAAGGACACAGUAUAUACGCAACUUUAAGCCCUACCAUGACGAAAGAGCGCCGUUCCAACGACGCUUUGGAGAUGAUACACUUGGUGACAAACUGCCUGCAUUCCAUCGAGAUAAUAUCAUCGAUCCUGACUUAGCCCAGUAUCUCUCUGAUGAUGCUUCAAGCGAAGAGGACCAACCAAGUUUAUUCUCGGUCGUCGGUGAAGGUUCGCUGUCUCGAAGCGGUGGGGAUGAGAAGGCUUCAUUUGGGGGGCUGCUUGCUGCUGUUAAAAAAGGCCGUUCUCGUUUUGGCGAUAAAAGUGGCUUAUAUCCUUCGCGUGAAGUGGAUGACGGGAGCGUUGCCAGCUCCCGGGCUAUCAACUUGCCACGUUCAGCUAGGAGGCGAAAUCUGAGCGUUGCAAGCAGCGUUCACCAAAGGAUCUCUCCCCGAAGUUCGAAGGAGAAUCCAUCCCUCCAUCAUAUACACGAUAUAAAUGCCCCCGCAUUCACCGCCCCAGCAAACCCUGCAACUACUGGUUUCAAAAUGACUAGGAGUGCCUCCAUGAGAGGUGCUGGGGCUCCGGCUAUUGAACUCAAUAAAGCCAGUUUGGACCAUGUGCGCAAACUCCUGCACCAGCAGUUACGGGAUUCAUCGGUACCAAACUGUCAAAGCUGGGAAACAGCACUCCUGCCGAUUCUAUUGAAGGCAACAGAUGAUGUCGAACCAGACGUGCAACAUGGUGAUGAUAUGGAUAUCCGACAUUAUGUCAAGCUAAAAAAGAUUCCAGGUGGGCGACCGAGUGAUACAGCGUAUGUUUCGGGCCUGGUGUUUACCAAGAAUCUAGCUCUGAAGAGUAUGCCGAGGAAUAUCUCACACCCUAGGAUUCUGAUUGUUACCUUUGCGUUGGAAUAUGCGCGUCAGCAGCAGCACUUCAUGAGUUUGGAACCUGUUAUUCGUCAAGAACGGGAGUUUCUUGAGAAUCUCGUUAACCGAAUAGCAGCCCACAGCCCUAAUUUACUUCUGGUCACAAAACAUGUGUCUGGCCUAGCCCUUCAAUUGCUAGAAAAGGCGAACAUUGCCACCGUCUGUAACGUCAAGGAAUCUGUGGUGGAAGCCGUCUCUCGUUGCACUCAGACUAGGAUUAUAACCUCUAUGGAUCGCCUAGCUGCGCCUCUGUCUUAUACUGGUUAUUGUGGGAGCUUUGACCUGAAAACUUAUGUUUAUGGCAGACGGAAAAAGACAUACAUGUACAUCUCCGGUUGUCCAAAGGAACUGGGAUGCACCAUAGUAUUACGUGGGGCUAACAUAGAUAUUCUCAUGGAAAUUAAGCGGAUCACGGAGUUCAUGGUGUAUGUCGUGUACAAUUUGAAACUCGAGACGUGCUUAAUGAGGGAUGAAUUUGCGAAAAUUCCGUCUUCUCCAUCUAAGCUUGAUAUAUCUGGCCAAAGGAGUCCCAAUCCUACAGGCACACAAACAGCUGAUGAUUCAACUUCUCACACUGUCAAAGGUGAAAUCACUGAUAUCCCUAUCACAACAGAUGGAGAUUCUGGCAAUGAGGUGUCUGCGUCUGAGAAGCGCAAACUUGCCAUAUCAACACAGGCACAACCCGACGAAAAUGAUGUUCCUGGCCCGGCUUUCUACGAAGACAUGGUAGAGAAGCAUCAAGUCAAGCUACUGUCAGCAUCUCCAUUUGUGAAGUUCCAUCAGCCAUACCUCCUUAUGCGCGCACGGGCGCUGGAACGUCAACUUGCCUAUCUCAAACGCCUUCGUGACCAAGACUUCUCUCAAGAGUCCUCACCGGAAGAGAAAACCAAGUCUGAGAAGUUCUUCCUGAUAACGCCAGAGAUGAUACAUGAAUCCUUAUCUGGUGCAUCCAGUAAAGUGAAAGAAGUAAUCCAUGCCGUCCAUGAUGCUGAAUACGACAGGGCGUUACAUCACUAUGAAACUCAAAAAAGACAGUGGGAAGCAUAUAUAUCGGGGAACAUUAACCUCUUUGACCCUCAUGCCCACCAAAAUAUAGUCGUCUUGUAUAGUUUAGUCUGUACAAAAACGUCUAUUCCAUGCUCUGGCCCCGAUACUUUUGCGCUUGGGUUUUACAAUCAAUAUGAUAGUGAAAAGAUAUUUGAGGCGGACUGCACUCUUGGACAAUACGUUGAAGAUUUAUGCCAUAGCGCAAACGCUGUUUGUGCCGCGAACGGCUGUGAGGAAAGAAUGUUCGAACACCAUCGUCAAUAUGUUCAUGGCGAGGCUCAAGUUAGUGUAUUCGUUCAGCCGUACCCGUCAAAACUACGAGGGCUUCAAGAUACUAUUCUUAUGUGGAGCUGCUGCAAGAAGUGCGGCAAUGAGACUCCAGCUAUGCCCAUGUCGGAUAGUACCUGGCGGUAUUCGUUCGGAAAAUAUCUAGAGCUUUCGUUCUCCAGUGCCGACUUACAUGCUCGAGCGGGGGUCUGCCCUCACGAUCUACAUCGAGACCAUCUGAGAUAUUUCGGGCUUAAAGAUAUGGCUCUUCGAAUUCACUACGACCCCAUCAACCUGUUGGAAAUCAUUGUCCCUCGCCCAAGGGUUACUUGGAAAGUCGAUAAAGAUCUAAGGGUCCGUAAUGAGGUUUACCUUGCGGCGGAGAGAAGGGUAAACAAGUUUAUGGCCUCAGUCAAAGCACGACUAAAAUCUAUAAAUGUUGACAGCGUCAUGCCUGAAAUAGCACAAGCUUGCCAACAGGAAGUUGAGGCACUCAAUAAACGUGCCAAUGAUGACCAUGUCGCACUCAUAAAGCAGCAUCAGGCCCGAUACAUGGACACCCGAUACUGGGAGGUUAUUCCUUUAAACACCGUUAUCAUCUCAACCCAAGAAAAGGUCGUUGAAUGGGAUGCAAUAUUUGCUGAAUUCGAACGAAACUACUUCCCAUCCGAGAAGGACAUCCGACGAUUGGCGACUUUACAACUUAAGAAAAUUUUUCUAGAUAGAGAUGUGUCCGUCACGUCCCUCACAUCAAGUGAAGACUCUGGAGCAGUUCCAGUGGAAACAGAAGAAGGAAUUGCAACGCCCUCAGGAUCGCCUCGUUUGACAAGAAGGAUGACACUUUCACCACAGGAGGCGAAAAAUAUGUUAGCCUCUGUGGUGGAAGAACACACGACAAAGCCAACAAAGCAAAUUGAAAGGGACGAACCAAAUCCACAAACUCCAACACCAGGAGCGGAUUCCCAAGAACCGGGGGAUAUAUCACCAAUGAAACCUAUAAUUGCUUCUGAAAACGAAUUCCGGCAUUUAGAUUUGGCUAUCCCAUCAAAUUUGGUAGAAAAGCUAUCUCCUUCAAAGGUUCAACCCGAUGAACUUGAGAUCAAUCAACUUGAUAAAUCAACCACCGAUGAUGCACCUUCAAACCUGCCGAUAAAUGAACUUGAGAUACCAAGCGAGCCUCGAUCAAGCGUUGAUAGUAAUUCAAAUAGCCAGGAUACCACAGAUGCUGUUAAACGCCCUUCAGGCUUACCUAGGCCCCGUGAUAAAGGGCUCAACAACUUCAGAGGGAAAUCUCCGCCCUUGAUGAGAGCGCUAUCACAACCCGCACAUUCACGGCAAUUGAAUUCUAACCCAAUAAUACCCCAGGAUAAACUCUUGAAACCCACAGGCGAAAAGGCAGCGGAAAUUGGUAAAGGAACGUUUACAUCCAAAAGACAACGCUUUUCAGAGCGGCUUAGGCUCGCAGGUUUGAAAUCACCAAAAUUACCUGGUGGCCCCUCUUUAAUACCUCGUUCGGUUGCAAAGAAAAGCACCCAUGUUUCGUAUCUUACUCGGCAUUUUGAGGAAUUAAGCCGAGAAUUCCAGAAGGAACGAAUCAUGCAAAACCAUCGUCGUGCUGCUCAGGGAAAACAAUCUCGAGCCUACCCAAUGGCAUCUUCCAAACCCAUUGUUGAAGUGUACAAGAAUGUCAGGGAUGCAGUGGAGGAACGGGAGCCGGGGUAUGAAGAGUUGCCUACAAGUGUGCCCACGGCGAUAGUACACAAGGAAGAGCCCGUGGCUCCUACUACAGAAGUUAUCGAAGUUGUUGAGGCGCCAGUCGCUCGGCCUGAGACCCCCGAUAAAAUGGUCGAGGAACGGCGAACUUCUGAUGAAAGCUUGCGAGAUGGCGACCAAACCGAGCAAAACCUUUCAGGAGGAGAGGGCGAAGACGAACAAAGUGAUGGUGAAAAGAACUUUUUGGACGAUGGCCAGAAUGUAGAACCAAAUGACGAGGCCACACCACUAUCACCGGAUGAAAUCGCCCUAGAUCUCAAAGAGCUUCCGAAGCAUGAGCGAACGUCUCUGGUAAAAAUGCUUACUAAUUUCUGGGCUGAACGUUCUGCAAGUGGUUGGGCUCCCUUGGAUUAUCCCCUCAGUGAUUCCGAUCAUGUCUUUGCGGAUUGCGAUAUCAUUGUCAGGGAAGAUGAGCCAAGCUCAUUGAUUGCUUUUGCUUUGAACUCUGAAGACUAUCAACAAAAGCUGAGAAGCAUCCAGGAACAGAAUGAAGCAAGUGAUUCGGUAGAUGUUGACGCGAGUCCUGAGGUUGAACAAUCAUUACUUCGAAGCACUGGCACACACCUCAAGUACCAAUUCCAAGAGGGCCAAGCAAAAAUGCUUUGCAAAGUAUUUUACGCUGAGCAAUUUGAUGCGCUUCGCAGAAAAUGUGGUGUCGCAGACCGCAUUGUCGAGUCACUUUCUCGAUGUAUGAAAUGGGAUUCCAAAGGGGGAAAGACGAAAUCAGUUUUCCUUAAGACACUGGAUGACCGGUUUAUCCUGAAGUCACUCUCAACCAUCGAGACUCAAGCCUUCUUGAAAUUCGCUCCAGAUUACUUCCAGAUAAUGUCUGAAGCGCUCUUUCAUGAACUUCCUUCCGUGAUCGCGAAAAUGUUUGGCUUUUACCAAGUCAUUAUCAAGAAUCCGGUGACAGGGGUGGAAUUCAACUGGUUUCUACUCAUUAUGGAAAACUUGUUCUAUGACCGUACUCCAACAAGGAUAUUUGAUCUCAAGGGCUCUAUGCGAAACCGGAAGGUUCAAAGCACUGGAGAAAGAAAUGAAGUUCUACUUGAUGAAAAUAUGGUCGAGUUCAUCUAUGAAAGCCCGCUUUUCACUCGAGAGCAUUCAAAAAAGCUACUUAGCCAGAGUGUCUGGAACGAUACGCUAUUCCUUGCACGCCAGAAUGUCAUGGACUACUCUCUCAUGAUUGCUAUAGAUGAGAGCAAGCAAGAAAUCGUGGUUGGCAUUAUCGAUUGCAUCCGAACAUAUACUUGGGACAAGAAAUUAGAGUCUUGGAUUAAGGACCGAGGGUUUGCGGGUGGUGGUAAGAACCGGCCAACGGUGACCAGUCCUAAGGAGUACAAAAGCCGCUUCCGGGAAGCAAUGGCAAGAUACGUUCUAUAUGCCCCUGACUCGUGGCAUCAGUUCCAUGUUGCCAAUAUAAACAAGCAGCCUCUCAAAACCCAUAACGAAAGCAAGGAUGCCGUUGCCUCGCAAAAUAGACUUCAAGAUGCGGCUGCCUCUCCACCGUAA
Nannizzia gypsea CBS 118893 is the source of this 7503-nucleotide messenger RNA. Its product is annotated as 1-phosphatidylinositol-3-phosphate 5-kinase FAB1. Gene Ontology annotation, biological process: phosphatidylinositol phosphate biosynthetic process. The transcript is spliced from 2 exons. Lineage: Eukaryota; Fungi; Ascomycota; Eurotiomycetes; Onygenales; Arthrodermataceae. The record is from RefSeq and is a predicted model, not a curated record. Gene Ontology annotation, molecular function: 1-phosphatidylinositol-3-phosphate 5-kinase activity; metal ion binding; ATP binding. The coding region runs from base 1 to 7503 and encodes 2500 amino acids. Gene Ontology annotation, cellular component: endosome membrane; fungal-type vacuole membrane.